ACAAUUAAUUAUUCAAGAGAUUGUAGGAGCAGUUAAUGAAGCAAACAAAUUGAAGAAACGUGCAGGUACAAUGGCAAUGGUUGCUGAAAGUGGUGCUGUAAAUUUAGCAAACACUUUUGCAUCAACAUUACAGAUGACUUUACAAAAUGCUGUGAAUGGCACAUUCAGAAGAGCCACAUAA
Messenger RNA from Entrophospora candida, 181 nucleotides. NCBI's taxonomy places the organism in Eukaryota, Fungi, Glomeromycota, Glomeromycetes, Entrophosporales, Entrophosporaceae. The record is from the annotation of a GenBank genome assembly.